This is a messenger RNA of Scleropages formosus (Asian bonytongue), 886 nucleotides long. Its product is annotated as erythropoietin-like. NCBI's taxonomy places the organism in Eukaryota, Metazoa, Chordata, Actinopteri, Osteoglossiformes, Osteoglossidae. The coding region runs from base 49 to 600 and encodes 183 amino acids. Gene Ontology annotation, molecular function: erythropoietin receptor binding; hormone activity; cytokine activity. Gene Ontology annotation, cellular component: extracellular region. The record is from RefSeq and is a predicted model, not a curated record. The transcript is spliced from 5 exons.
GAUCAAUAUUCACGCCAAGUGUUUUAAAAAUGCAGCUCCUCUUCGCGAAUGUCUUCAGGUACAGGACUUGUUGCUGUGCUGCUGAUUGUGCUGGAGUGGACUCGCUCAGGAAUGCCUUCAGUUCUGAAGCCUGUCUGCGACCCACGUGUCCUGGACCGCUUCAUCAGGGAGGCUCAAGAUACAGAAGUUGCCAUGCAGGCCUGCAGAAGAGAGUGUGCUCUGUCUCUGUCACUCACUGUUCCUCUGACAAGUGUUGACUUUGUUGCCUGGGAUAAGAAAAAUGUCCAGGAGCAAGCUCAGGAGGUCCAGUCAGGUCUGUGGUUGCUGGGCAAGGCCAUUGAUGUGGUCCGGGCUUCGGUCUCAAACACAGCACUGCAAAGUAUGCUGGAUAACAGCUACAGUAACAUACACAGCAUCAGACAAGUGAUUCGCACCCUUAACAUACAGGACUGGUCCCCUUCCCCUACUGAGUCAGCCAGUUUGGACACCCGGCAGGUAUCAUCCACACCCGAACUCUUCCGUGUCCAAACCAACUUCCUGAGGGGCAAAGUUCGCCUACUUCUGUCCCACGCACCAGCGUGCCACAGGAGCAGCAGCUGACCGGACCUGCAAGGUGUAGGAAGGGUUCUGAUUACAGCAAACAAUCCAGGGGAGAGGACACGGUGUACUGAACCUCACCAUUAUUACCUCGUAUAACAAAACGGAUCAAAGCCAUAACUCGAAGGGGCGGGGGGACACGUCCCCUUGUGCUCCAGCAAGCCUGCAUCUGACUAUUGCACUACCUUCUAUUGUAAUUUUUUUGUUAACUGAAUGGAUUCCAUCCACAGUUGACAAUCCAGCCAAAACUGGAGGAAGCCAGAGACCAAACUCCCAAAAUUCCAUCAAA